AUGAUCCGCAAGAAAGCGUCUGCUCUGAGUCCAGCCGAUGCCAGCCUCCUACUCAGCGUGUCAAAGAGCUGCUCCGGGGCCCACUUCAGCGAUGCCGGAGCCGUUCGAAAUGGGGCCUCCACCGGUAGCUUCGAUGCGGAAGAGGAAGAUACGGUCUACAUUUACGGCAGAGACGGUUAUGAUUCUUCCAGCAGCCCCAGAGGAAAUUACUUCAGAGAUGGGAAAACCAAGAUCGAUUUCGUGCUGGUUUGGGAGGAGAAAGCCUGUCCCUCGAAGAAGAGGCGUGGCAAACAGCUGCACCGUCAGGGCGAGGCGGCGGCAGGCGCAAGAGCUGGCUGGGACCAACGCUACGGGCGACACGAGAGAUGGAAGCGGAAAUUCCUCAAAAAUCUGCGGAACACUGGCCUCUUGAUGGAGAAGGAGGAGACCCAGAGCGAACACAAGAGCAUCCACUACCUGAAGCUCAGCACCCCGUGGGAGGUGCUGGUGUAUUACGCCGAGGAGCUGUGCAUGCGAGCGCCUCUCCAAGCUCACCCCAACCCAGACAGAAAUAGUUCCGACGACCUGCUUCGGAAGCUGCGCAUCCCCAACCUCAUGGACCAGAGGGUGCCUAACAAGCCCGUGGACUACUACACCUGUGCCUUCCGCAAGUCCAAGCUCGACAGGUUCCUGGGCAGUGAUCUGCACGACAGCUACUUCACCAAUACGCAAAGGCAUCGCAUCGUGUAUGAAAUCUUGGCACGGACGAUUUACGGGAAACGGAAGCACGCCGAAGUAGGCAUCGACCGGCUGCUGAACGAAGGGGUCUAUUCCGCCGCUUUCCCGCUGCACGAGGGCCCCUAUGAGCUCCCGGACUUUGAGGUGCUGAGCGAAGAGCUGAACCCCCGGCAGAUCCUGUACCGUUUUUGGGCCCGCUGGGCCUGCUGGUACAAGUAUCAACCCCUCGACCACAUCCGGGAAUAUUUUGGAGAGAAGGUGGCCAUCUACUUUGCCUGGCUGGGCUUCUACACAGCCUGGCUGAUCCCAGCCGCAGCCAUUGGCAGCUUUGUGUUCCUCGCCGGCCUCUUCGUCCUGGACACCAACGUGCCAGCGAAAGAGGUCUGCAAGAGUGGGGGAGACUUCCUCAUGUGCCCUCUGUGCGACACUUGUGGCAACUGGAACCUCUCCGAGAUCUGCCCCAUGGCAAAGCUUGGGUACCUCUUUGACCAUCCGGGGACCGUUUUCUUCAGCAUCUUCAUGUCCUUCUGGGCUGUGACGUUCCUGGAGUAUUGGAAGCGGAGAAACGCCACGCUGGCUCACCACUGGGACUGCAUGGACUUCCAAGAAGAGGAGGAACGUCCUCGCCCGGAGUUUGCUGCUAUGGCCCCUUGCCUGGAACAGAACCCCAUCACAGGCUUGAAGGAGCCCUAUUUCCCUAAGCACGACCGGCUAUCACGCAUCCUGACCGGGUCCAUGGCUAUCGUCAUCAUGCUCUGCGUGGUGAUGAUCUUUUUGGUGUCGGUGAUCAUGUACCGGGGGAUUGUCAGCACCGCCAUGUACCACACUGGAAACAGAGUUCUGAUGACACAGGCAGGUAACAUUGCGAAUAUCAGCAGCUCCAUGGUGAACCUGGUGCUCAUCCUUCUCAUGAGCCAGGUCUACACCUCCUUGGCCGAGAAGCUUACCAGAUGGGAAAUGCACCGGACUCAGACGCAGCACGAGGACGCCUUUACCUUCAAAGUUUUCAUUUUCCAGUUUGUGAACUUCUACUCGUCUCCUUUCUACGUGGCAUUCUUCAAAGGCAGCAGGUUUGUGGGCUACCCUGGCCGAUACGGACAGCUCCUGGGCAUGAGGAAUGAAGAUUGCGGUCCUGGCGGGUGCCUGAUCGAAUUGGCCCAGCAGCUGUUCAUCAUCAUGGUUGGGAAGCAGAUUGUCAGCAACGUCCAGGAGUUCUUUGUUCCCAAGCUGAAGGCUUGGCACCAGAAAAGGAAGCUGGCCAAGGUGCGAGGAGGGCAGAUCUGCCAGGAGCCCAAACGGUGGGAGGAAGACUAUGAACUGAUUGAAUGCGAAGGCCUGUUUGAGGAGUACCUGGAGAUGGGUGAGCAGGAAGGGAGGAGUCAAGGCGACCGGGGCGAGAAGCGCCUGCUCAAUAACUGGGUCGAGAUCCGUCUGGACGCCCAGAAAUUUGUCUGCGAGUACCGCCGUCCCGUGGCUGAGCGUGCCCAGGACAUCAGUGUUUGGUUCUUUUUCCUUGAGGUCUUGGCACAAAUCUCCGUCGUUGUCAACGCCUUUCUCAUUGCCUUCACCUCGGACUUCCUGCCACGGCUCCUGUACCAAUAUGAGUAUGACAGCCAUCUCCACGGCUAUGUGAACUUCACCCUGGCUUACUCCCCACCCGCUUACGUGAACAGCAACCAUACCAUGUGCAGGUACAAAGCCUUCCGCGAUGCUCACGGGAACUACACCCUGUUUUACUGGAAACUCCUGGCCAUUCGCCUGGGCUUCAUCAUCGCCUUUGAGCACGUGGUCUUCUUCUGCUUGCGCCUGAUUGACUGGCUUGUUCCGGACAUCCCCAAGUCCCUGGAAGUGAAGAUCAAGAGGGAGCGUUACCUAGCCAAGCAGGCCCUGGCCGACCACCAGGAGGCGCUGCUGACGACGGUGAGUCCCGACUCUUCUUCCAGCAGCCCAGCAAGCAGCUUUUUAUCCAGCAGUAUGAAUUAG
Molecule: messenger RNA, 2700 nt
Organism: Protobothrops mucrosquamatus (brown spotted pit viper)
Lineage: Eukaryota; Metazoa; Chordata; Lepidosauria; Squamata; Viperidae
Product: anoctamin-7
Exons: 23
Coding region: 1-2700 (899 amino acids)
Biological process (GO): chloride transmembrane transport
Cellular component (GO): plasma membrane
Molecular function (GO): chloride channel activity; protein dimerization activity
Source: RefSeq, a predicted model, not a curated record